AUGCCGUCGCUGUUGGGCUUGCGGCUCGGUCGAUUUGACCCUACGGCGUCCAAGCCAUCGAUAGGCUGGUGCAACGACGUUCCGUACGAUGACAGCGACGCAGAAGCCGAGUGGGAAGAGUACAUUCGACGUCAACGCAGCAUCGAGAGCAACCAGUUCGACAACGAGAGCGUUGCCAGCUUAAACACCGAAGAAGCAAGCGAAGAAGCCAUCGAGAACGAGAUUGAAAAAUCCACGCAUGAAGUGUUUUGCCAAAGUUUCGACUCGGAUUCAUUUCGUUAUCAAGUUGAAACACCUGCUUCCCGUUUCCUGACUUUGCCAGUUCGCGUGAAUUCGUCUGUAGAUUCCGCGAGUGAGAAAAGUGAAGCAGACGAAGAUGAAAAAUCGGAUAAUAACGCAGAGGAUUUAGAAAUGGACGCCAUUGCUGACAAAUACGUGACGUCGGAUCAACUCGAAGACGUGGACGACGAGUUUGAUGACGAGGUCUUUGCUUUGACGCCAGAAACGUGUCCAAGUCCGCCAGUAUCUCCACGUCCAGUGCCGCCAAAAAUCCCGUUGCGGAUAUUUGUUGCAACGUGGAACAUGGCUGCAAAAGACCCAUUUGCACAUCGUAGGCGGGGUCAGUACAUUGGCGAUGAUCUAGCAGCAGAAGCUUUGCAGGAGCUCUUGCCUUUGGGAUACGAUAUUUACGCUAUUGGGACACAGGAAAAAGUCACGAAACAUUUGCAUGCGGCUGUGCUUGCACGACUCAACCAGCAGAUCGUAGUUAGCAUGGAGAAUACAAGCACCGACCGAAAGUAUCAACGUCUGGAAUUGACAGCAAAACGGAGAUGGCUGCAUAGUCGAAGACGAAGACGUCGUGAAGACGAGUGUCAGCACUGGAGAGCGUAUCAAUCGUCGGAUUUUGGUAACGUUAGUUCGGUAGGCUUGACGAGUUUCUGCGGCAGUGAAUUGCCUUGUAACAUGUGCAGUCCGCACGCCAACAGUGCGUACAGUAUCAACAGUCCCUAUGCGAGUUUUUGUUGCGAUGACGUGCCGUCUCGUAAGUCAUCUGCGGAUACUGUUUACUGCACUCCAAGGUGUUCGUGGUGGAAUAAAGAGACGGGGGAGAAAGAGAUCCGAGGCCGUGGAGACCACGCGUUUAUCCGUCGAAAAUCUACUGGUCUAUCCGUGUACUACGCUAGUCAUCUUCAGGACCAAAUUGAGGUCGUGGCAGCAGGUUUACACAAGUUUACGGGCUCGAAAGGAGGCAUUGCCGUCACAAUUCGCAUCGCUGGUGACGCUCAGACCCUCACGUUUGUCAAUUGUCACCUAGAAGCGCAUAAAAUCGAGCGGAGAAGACGACAACUGGACAAACUUGCGCGUGCUCUCCCUCGGUCUCUAGGUUUCAAUACCACGCUUGCUAAUUGCAGCGACCAUGUGAUCUGGAUGGGAGACUUUAACUACCGGAUUCAGAUCCUCGAUGGCGACGAAGUCCUUCGUUUAUUGAGUGCUGGUCGGUUGCAAGAACUACACGACCAUUACGACAGUAUGACCGAAGACUUGAAGCACGUACAGGGACUGCAAUCGUUCCGUGAACCAGUCAAGUGGCCUACGUUCUACCCGACGUAUAAGAAGGUAGUGUGUCGAUCGCGACUGCCGUUGAGUGGCUCUACCACCGGAACGGGAAGAGAUACACGAUGGGCUCAGCACGUGUACCAGACUACCUACCGUGAGCCGUUCUACAAAGGAGGAAGAGUCCGAAAGCGUGUUCCAGGCUGGUGUGACCGCAUCCUGUACUGCUCUCGAGCGGAGACUCCGUGGGAGACUUGUCUGAAGGUAGAACAAGCUGCGUGUCCGGACUCGAGUCGAGGCCGAAGUAGUUUUGGCUCCGAGGCCGUGCGAGACAACUACAGGGCGUUGAACGAUGAACUGCGCGGCAGCGACCACAGCCCUGUGUCCUGCACCUUCCUCUGGUCGGUGCAGCGCUAG
Molecule: messenger RNA, 1971 nt
Organism: Phytophthora nicotianae INRA-310
Lineage: Eukaryota; Oomycota; Peronosporomycetes; Peronosporales; Peronosporaceae
Exons: 1
Coding region: 1-1971 (656 amino acids)
Biological process (GO): phosphatidylinositol dephosphorylation
Molecular function (GO): phosphatase activity
Source: RefSeq, a predicted model, not a curated record